AUGAAUACAUAUUUGAGCACCUCUCACUGUCUUUUCAUAUCUAUCUAUCUAUCUAUCUAUCUAUCUAGUUCUUUCUGUUCAUUAUCUAUCUAUCUAUCUAUCUAUCUAUCUAUCUAUCUAUCUAGUUCUGUUCAUUAUCUAUCUAUCUAUCUAUCUAUCUAUCUAGUUCUGUUCAUUAUCUAUCUAUCUAUCUAUCUAUCUAUCUAUCUAGUUCUGUUUAUCUAUCUAUCUAUCUAUCUAUCUAUCUAUCUAUCUAUCUAUCUAUUCUGUUUCAUUAUCUAUCUAUCUAUCUAUCUAUCUAGUUCUGUUCAUUAUCUAUAUCUAUUCUAUCUAUCUCUAUCUAUCUAUCUAGUUCUAUUCUGUUCAUUAUCUAUCUAUCUAGUUCUGUUCAUUAUCUAUCUAUCUCUCUAUCUAUCUAGUUCUGUUCAUUAUCUAUCUAUCUAUCUAUUCUAUCUAUCUAUCUCUUUCUGUUCAAAUUUUUCUAUUCCUGUCUACCAUCUCUAUCUAUUUAAUGUAUCUAUAUUAAAUUCUGUUCAUUAUCUAUCUAUCUAUCUAUCUAUCUAUCUUUUUUCAUUCAACUUUAUAUUCAUAGAUGUACAGAAACAAACCCUAUCUAUUUAA
Messenger RNA from Acanthosepion pharaonis, 621 nucleotides. NCBI's taxonomy places the organism in Eukaryota, Metazoa, Mollusca, Cephalopoda, Sepiida, Sepiidae. The record is from the annotation of a GenBank genome assembly.